CUUCCACCUGAAAAAAUAACAAACAUGUGGAUUCCGACAUGAACAAACUUUCUCACUUUAUAACAUGUAUGAACAAGAUCGAGGAUGAGCAACACAAGGCCAAGCAUUUGUCAAAUUGAAUUUAUUGAAGUUAUACUUCUUUAGGCGCGUUAUGAAAAAUUGAUGAGAGUGAAAUUUUACGAUGCGCGCGCACCGUGACACAAAACUAACAGAAUGAAGUUGCCCACUAAAUCGCUCAUUACAAUACGACCGACGUAACUUGGCGAGUCUGAAUAUAGCCGCAGGUGAACUUUCCGAACCGUACCGAGAAUUACCGAAUUUAUACGUUGUCAAGAAAAGGGAUGUCCAAUAUGCGUGUUUGAAGAUGUUGUUUAAUCGAUUUUUUUUUCAAAUGGAUUAAAAUUUAAUUAAAAAAAGAAGUAAAUUUAAUAAAAAUAAAGUAUAACUUCUUACGAGCGUACAUAAGUACACGCACCCUUUUUUUAUCGACUUUAUCCCAUUAAUUCGUUUUUCAGUUAUUUUCUUGUUUGUUUUUAUCUUGCAUUAAAAUUCGUAAAUGAAAUCUUCCCUCUUUUUUUCUAGUUUUAUAUUUUUUUAUUCUAAUAUUUAUUAUAAGUAAAGUUGCAUAAAUUACUAAUAAGAAUUAAUCUAUAUGCAACCCGCCAAACAAUAAAAAUUUAAAAUGGCCUAUUGAUUAAAAAGGUCAUUCAACUUAACGGACAAAGUUGGAGUCUCCAAAUUGUAUUGUACAUGACCAUGUCAGCAUUGAAACUUGACAACACACAUUAGUAUUUAAUCUUCUUAUAGUUUAUCAUAGCCACCGUGAAAAAAAUAAGUAAUCGAAGCGGCAGUUACCAAAACCUAAUUUUUAUUUAAAUCUACAAUACUACUCACUUCUAAUUGUGCUCCACAGAACCUAAGGACCGAUCUUACUGUAAACGUACUAGGAUUUGGCAUUUUCAUAUCUAGACCUUCCGGUGAAUGAAAUAUUACCGGUUUGGUAAAACCUGAAAUAAAACAAAUGCUUCGGUGAUUAAAUCGCACACAAGAAUUCCACCACUGAAUAAAUAUAAAUGUGUCUGUGUUCGGCAUCUAGGGGCUUUAAGAUAAAUGGAUGGUUUUGAAGUCGUCGUGGCCUAAAGGAUAAGACGUCCGGUGCAUUCGUGUUGAACGAUGGACCGGUGUUCGAAUCCCAGGCGGGUACCAAUUUUUCGAAUUAAAUACAUACUAAUGUUCACGACUUCAACGGUGAAGGAAUAACAUCGUGUAAUAAAAAUCAAACCCGGAAUAUUAUAAUUUGCGUAAUUAUUAGUGGUAGGUCCUCUUGUGAGUCCACGUGGGUAGGUGCCACCACCUUGCCUAUUUCUGCCGUGAAGCAGUAAUGCGUUUCGGUUUGAAGGGUGGGGCAGCCAUUGUAACUAUACUUAAAACCUUAGAACUUAUAUCUCAAGGUGGGUGGCGCAUUUACGUUGUAGAUGUCUAUGGGUUCCAGUAACCACUAAACACCAGGUGGGCUGUGAAGUCGUCUACCCAACCAAGAAAGAAAAAAAGUAUUAAUUUUGAAAGCCAUACCAUUAUCUCUAACAAACUCCUCUGUGAAUUGUUCAGCCCGCAUCUGCUGCAACGCCUGAGCCGAAGGUCGUGGAGCCCUGGCGGCUAACGCUCUGACCCAUGCUGGGGUGCCAACCUGUGAUGGUCUUGACUCCGCCCCGAGCUCGUACCUGUCGGCCCGAAAACUUCGUGUCUGCUGGUGAAUUUGAAUCACUAAAUCACCGACGGCCCACCCUUCACGCUCUAAGAUUGUUAUAUUGCUAGUGGACAUGUGAAUGCACUAACGUAAUAUUAAGAGUCACUAAUUCCUGUAUGAAGACUCAAAAACAUGGAGUCUUUUAUAAAACAGGCCUUCGUCGUGAGCGGCGCUGCACUGAACAUAGCAGGACACGGCUGUGCUCAUGGCUACCCAGCUGUGCUCUUUGCGCAAAUCGAAAGCAGCAAAGGCGACUUCAAACUCAGCGACCACGACACGUCAUGGAUUGCUUCAGUUGUCGGCGUUAUGGGAAUAGUGGGUAACUUCAUAUCGCCGGUUCUAAUGACGAAGUAUGGCCGUCAAAAAGCUCAUCUCCUCACAACUAUACCAGCUCUACUCGGCUGGCUGAUAUUCGUAUUCGGAAACUCUGUCCCUCUAUUCAUUCUGGCGAGGCUACUCCACGGUCUGGCUUUAGGGCUAAGAACACCUUUAGCAGCGAUAUUAGUGGCAGAGUAUACGGACCCAAAGUACAGGGGAGCGUUCUUGGGGACAUUCGCCAUAUCACUAGGUCUCGGGAUCUUCUUGUCACAUCUUUGGGGAGCGCAUUUAACGUGGAAAAUGACUGCUGUGGUUUGUUCCAUGUUCCCGUUGAUCGCCAUGGCGAUAAUAUCUUUUUCUCCGGAGUCGCCGAGCUGGCUGGUCUCCAAAGGUAGGUACGAAGAGGCUAGGAAGUCAUUUAGGUGGAUUCGAGGCGGAGGUCCCGUACAAAUGGAGGAGUUCGAAGCGAUGGUUAAUGCGCAGAAGGAAGAAGUGGCAUCGGAAAAAAACGAACCGAUACCAAAAAGGAAUGGAAUCUUCAAAACCGCGAUAAAUUCGAUAAAGAGCGUCCUCAGAGUAUUCAAGAAGAAAGAGUUUUAUAAGCCGGCCGUCAUAGCGAUCAGCAUGUUGGUCGUUUUCGAGUUCGGAGGAGCCCAUAUGUUCGCAGCCUACGGCAACACGAUCCUCCAAGCCGUUUUGGACAAAGAAAACGCCACAGACGUGGCGUGGCAACUGACCGUGAUGGACUUACUCCGCACGAUCUGCGCGUUCUUGGCCAUCUUCCUUUUGAAAUACUGCAAAAGAAGAACGAUAUUAUUCACCAGUGGCCUCACAACGGUUCUAUCGCUCGCUUUUAUAUCUAGUUUUAUUUACAUGAGAAAAGCCGGUCUCUUCACGGCGACUUGGCUGCUGGAGCUAAUGCCGAUGUCCCUGAUGAUAUUCUACACGGUCUCGUUUUGUCUUGGCCUCGUUCCAUUGAACUGGGUUAUAUGUGGCGAAGUAUUCCCGUUAGCUUACCGAAGUCUAGGAUCUACUUUGUCAACGUCAUUUUUGACGCCGUCUUUUGUGAUCUCCAUGAAGACGGCUCCACAUUUGUAUUCUUCUGUGGGGGUCGAGGGAGCGUUCCUGCUGUACUCGGCCAUUUUAACGUUCUUCUUGGUUAUAAUGUAUAUUUUACUACCCGAAACCAAAGACAGGACCCUUCAAGAUAUCGAAGAAAGUUUUAAAGGCAAAAAGAACGCAGACCCGGAAGUACAAAUGACGCUUAUAAAUAAAACCGAUAGUGUGUUAGUCACGUAAAUUUUUAUUUUAUUAAAAUACAUAAACGACUGUGAUAGGAUUUCCAGCGAAUUAAGAAUUCUUGACUUAGUAAAUAGUGGGGUAAAUAUGGCCCAUAUUUUUAAGCAUUUUUUUUGGUACAAGCAUAUUAUAACUAAACUAGGACAUACAAUGUUGGUAGCUAGCAACUCAGACUUAACAUCCAUAAUAUUCAAGUAUGAUCAAUAUUUACUUAUUUUAACAUUCAGAUACAUCAUUCUGUAAUAAUAAAAAAAUACCGUUAAUAUUUCAUUUAUUUUAUUGAAAAGGAAAAAGCAAUAUUAGAUUAAUAAAAUAACAAAAUCUAAUAAUAAUAAUAAAACUCCUAUUAAAUUUCAGUGCUAUUACUUAUAUUCGGAUGUUAAGAGCAUCGAUAUAUCGAUGGUUAAGAGAGUCAAUCAUUGUGUAAACUACACAUAAGACAAGCUAUGCUCAAAAUGUGAAACAAAUAGAUAACGUGUACAAUUGUGAAUAAAAACUAGUUUCAAGAAA
Messenger RNA from Bombyx mori (domestic silkworm), 3874 nucleotides. Its product is annotated as facilitated trehalose transporter Tret1. Gene Ontology annotation, cellular component: membrane. NCBI's taxonomy places the organism in Eukaryota, Metazoa, Arthropoda, Insecta, Lepidoptera, Bombycidae. Gene Ontology annotation, biological process: transmembrane transport. The coding region runs from base 1880 to 3364 and encodes 494 amino acids. Gene Ontology annotation, molecular function: transmembrane transporter activity. The transcript has 5 exons. The record is from RefSeq and is a predicted model, not a curated record.